Anthostomella pinea is the source of this 603-nucleotide messenger RNA. The record is from the annotation of a GenBank genome assembly. Lineage: Eukaryota; Fungi; Ascomycota; Sordariomycetes; Xylariales; Xylariaceae.
AUGACUCUAUCGCGCGUCCGGGAUGAGGAAGCUCUACGCGAAGAUCAAGAACUGCCACCACGCUGGGAAUGGUACGGCAGGCCACGGCUUUUCGGGGUGGCUGGCCAAUCCAAGGGCUCAUGGCCGAGUAAUGCGACUGACGAGGUGGCUAUCCUGAAAGCCAUAGCCCAAAUGUCUGGCGCAACACGCAACAUGAAGGGUGCAGAGCUUAAGGCUCAGGUCGACCGGGACGUCAACGGAGCAGAUCCCAACCGUGAUCAGUUUACGGGAGUGUUCAUGAUGGCAACACAUACCGAUGCUCAUGGCCGCCGGGUCAGUCCCGCGAACUAUAUACGCUGGGCGCUCAACGAGACGAAAGACCUCCCCCCGACUGUCCGAGCCACUGCGUUCAUGACGAGGCUCGUCUGGGAUCAGCUUGUAGAGCUUGAACCUGCCGCAGGCAUGGCAGUCGAAUACGGGGCCGGGCCUAGCGCAUACCGAGCCGACCCUCGACACGAUCCCAGUCGCAACACCACCAGCGGGUUCGCGUACGUCACCAAGGAGACUAUCCCUGCUGGUGGCUUCUUCCAUCCGCCGCAGAUAUUCGAAGACCAACAUAUUUAG